AUGACUACAAAGAUUGUGCGGCGCAGACGUGGCGACUUCACGUCGAAGGCCCGUAAGUUGAUGGCCUUGUGCGUCAGUGGCGUUUUGCUGCUGACCGGUGGCGAAUGCGUGGAGGGUCGGCUCCAGACGGAAGCUCUUGUUCCACGUGCUUUGCAAAAGGUGCCAGAGGACCAGCAAGAAACCACGCUUUGCCGGAUUGUCACCCCGUCUGCCAGUGUCGACAAAUCUCGAACCAAAAGCACCGAUACAGACAUUCACAAAGUGACUCUGUCAAAGAACCAGCUCACUGCAACUGUGGAAUGUGUUGGUCAAGGAAGCACUGCGGUGCCUCAAAAGGACGAUGAAGCUUGUGUCGUAAAGCCGGAUGCAAAUGUCAGUACAUGCGAAAACGACAGGAAGAACACGCUGCAGAAUCUUCUUCAGGCUAAACGGAAGAUCACGUGGGUUGAUGCAAAGGACCCGCCGGAUGAAAAUCAGGGGAAAGCGAGGACGUUAGAACUCACGGAGGACGACCUUCCCUUCACUGAUAAGUCCUUCUUCGUCGGAUGUAAAUCCGCAGCGGCCGGUCAGCUCAAAUCUGCACCGGCCGCAGCGAAGACAUGCCGAAUCGAUGUCAGCGUGCUGGCGCGUUCGUCCAAAGUUGAGGAAAACGUGGUGACAUGUGCCUACGGCGCAGAGAGCAAUCCGCGCCCCUUGGAAGUGGAGCUGACGAGCCGAAACAACACGGUGGUCGUGGCCUGUGGCGCCGACGGCUCCAUCGCCCCUCCCUCGUACAACACGCACUACUGCGACGACACUUUGCAGUCGUGCGACAAGAGCUACACAGACAUUUUCCCCAAGUUCGACAGCACCUGGUGGAGUGGCGAGGCGGGCAAAGACGACGCGCCUGUGAAGCUGACCAUCCCGAAGGAGAGCUUUCCAGUUGAGGACCAGCGAUUUUACGUUGGCUGCUCACCGAAGAAAAACGGAGAUGGCUCGAGUGGGGGUUCACGCGCCGGCGCAGGUCCGGAGACUCAGGCUCCUGCAGCUUCGCCCACGCGCUGCAAAGUGAUGGUCACAGUGAGGGCUGGGGCGGCUUCCUCGCUCGCGAGUCAUUCCCUCCACGCAGUCGCUGCAGCUGCUGCGGCUAGCGGGCUGACCGGGCUCUUCGCUGGUUCGCUGUAG
Molecule: messenger RNA, 1164 nt
Organism: Besnoitia besnoiti
Lineage: Eukaryota; Apicomplexa; Conoidasida; Eucoccidiorida; Sarcocystidae
Product: SAG-related sequence
Exons: 1
Coding region: 1-1164 (387 amino acids)
Cellular component (GO): membrane
Source: RefSeq, a predicted model, not a curated record